AGUUUAAUAAAACAAAUAAAAAUCUCAUAAAAUGUGUAUGAAAAAUUAUAAAAAUAUAAGAGCUUAAUAAAAUAAAAUAUAAAUUCAAAAACUUAAUAGAAUACUGAGACUUAACAAAUAAGUUUAUCUUUUUUAAAGGAAGCUCAAAAGAAUUAUGUUCAAUGUUGGACCUAAGACCUUUCUUAUGAGCAAUUUGCUUUGCUACACAACCAACUUAUAAGCUAUUUAAUUCUUUUCUUUCUUUCCCAUGUGGGUUUCUUAUCUUUCUUUCUUUACAUCAUUUUUUUUUUUUCAUUUCCCAACAAUUUAAGCAUUAAAAAUUAUUACGUGGGAUUUUAUGGCAUAAGAAUUCUUUUUUUUUUUUCUUUCUUUACAGCAUAAAAAUAUACAUGUGAAUCCACCCCAAUAACCAAAUUCCUUACCAUAAAAAAAACACUUCUCCACAUUCAUUAAACGACAAAAUAAGAAUCCGUUACAUAAUACUAUGCCAUACCCUUCAUAACGUAAACGUAAACAUAAACAAAACUCUUCUCCGACUUUACCUCCUCAAGAUCUUCCAAUCUUUCAUCUAACCUCAAAAUCUUCUCCCCCUGUCUCCUGCAUCUUCAAAUCCCAUCGAAACCUGUAAUAAAAGAAGAAGAAAGAAACCUCUGUUUUGAUCCUGUUUCUGGUCAUGUAUAACCCCAUAUCAUCUUUCUAGUUUCAGGGUAAAUAAGAUCCAUGUAAACCAGAAACUGACACCCUUUUCCUUUUAGUUUCUAUCUUACCCUUUUCACUAUCAGAUUCAAAAAUCUACGAGAUGAGUCGUUUCUUUACGAUCGGGUUAAUAACAGCAUGGUACUCCUCAAAUAUUGGUGUAAUCUUAUUAAACAAGUAUUUGCUCAGCAAUUAUGGAUUCAAGUACCCAAUCUUUCUUACAUUAUGUCACAUGAUGGCUUGUUCGUUGCUUAGUUACGUUGCUAUUUCAUGGCUAAAGAUUAUUCCUUUACAGACUUUAAGGUCAAGAGUUCAGUUCUUGAAGAUUUCUGCUCUUGGGAUCAUUUUUUGUUUGUCUGUUGUUACUGGUAAUGUUUCUCUCAAGUAUCUUCCGGUUUCGUUUAAUCAAGCUAUUGGGGCUACCACUCCUUUUUUCACUGCUGUUUUUGCUUAUUUAAUGACAUUGAAGAGAGAGGGUUGGCUCACUUAUGUAACUCUCAUUCCUGUUGUCACUGGUGUCGUCAUUGCUAGUGGGGGAGAACCAAGUUUUCAUCUCUUUGGAUUUAUAAUGUGUAUUGGUGCUACAGCAGCACGUGCACUCAAAUCAGUGCUUCAAGGCAUUUUGCUAUCUUCUGAAGGGGAAAGACUUCAUUCAAUGAACCUGUUGCUGUACAUGGCUCCAGUAGCUGUUGCAUUCCUUCUUCCUGUAGCAAUUUUUAUGGAAGGAGAUGUGAUUGGGAUCGCAAUUGCCCUUGCCAGGGAUGAUACCAGAUUCAUAUUCUAUCUUACCUUCAAUUCUGCUCUUGCAUAUUUUGUGAAUUUGGCUAAUUUCUUGGUCACUAAACACACCAGUGCAUUGACACUCCAGGUCCUGGGAAAUGCAAAAGGGGCUGUUGCAGUAGUUAUCUCAAUUCUGAUAUUCAGAAAUCCUGUAUCAGUGACUGGGAUGUUAGGAUACUCAGUAACCGUAAUGGGGGUAAUUCUCUACAGUGAAGCCAAGAAAAGGAGCAAAUGAGGCAUCAUGCAGCAUAUUACAGACCCAACCUAUUUUCUUUCAUUUGUUCAUCUGCUAACUUUUCAGCAUCAGUAGCUCUCCACCAAAAUUAAAGAAAUUAAAGCAAGUUCAAGUAAUAGAUGCCAUUACUUUUGUCAAGCUUAGUUUACAUUUUUUUUAUUUUUUUUACUUGCUCAACUGGGGAGGACUUGGUUUAUUUUACUUUCUCAGCUGAUGACACAGGGCAGUUGUCCUGUCUGUUCUUGUAUGAGAGUGUAGCAGAAAAUUUUGCCAUUUUUAGGUUACCUUUAACAGUUUUGAUAUUGUUUCUCCAAGAGAAGCAAUUCUGAUUCGUAGAUGACAGGAAGUUCAGAGAUGAUGAUAA
Molecule: messenger RNA, 2075 nt
Organism: Ricinus communis (castor bean)
Lineage: Eukaryota; Viridiplantae; Streptophyta; Magnoliopsida; Malpighiales; Euphorbiaceae
Product: probable sugar phosphate/phosphate translocator At3g11320
Exons: 4
Coding region: 800-1711 (303 amino acids)
Cellular component (GO): Golgi apparatus
Molecular function (GO): antiporter activity
Source: RefSeq, a predicted model, not a curated record